AUGAAGGAACUAAUAAUAAAAGAGCAAAAAAAAAAUAAAUUGUCCAAAGAACACGAAAGCUUGGCACAAGAAGAUGACGUGAUUUCAGUUGCCGGAGUACGGAUGCCAAUUACCAACGAAGAAGACGUAGAACUUCUCGAAUCAAUGGUUAAAAUCAACGAUGCCGUACGAUAUGAAUAUACAUCUUUUCUACGAUCUAUAAUGGGUAAAAGCUUGGAUAUCGUGUCCGUAUUUGGGAACAUUUUCGCUGACUCGGCCAUGUAUGGGUUCAAUUUUUCGGGAAUCUGUAAUAGAGGACCUAAGCGUAAGCCGAUGCAGAGUUAUUUCAUUUUUACCGACUGUAUGCUUGAUGCGUGGGAAGAGUAUGGAGUCGACGAAAGCUGGCUGCAAGAUAGUUUAACGUUAGUUAUAAAAAAAAUCAACCAUAGAAAACGUAAUAGAAAGUAUUUUAAAAAACGCCGCGAAAGUAAACUUUCAGAAAGACGAGCCAGCAAAGACUCAAAGCCAAACCUUGUUAUAUCAUGA
Messenger RNA from Anopheles nili, 525 nucleotides. RefSeq lists its product as uncharacterized. NCBI's taxonomy places the organism in Eukaryota, Metazoa, Arthropoda, Insecta, Diptera, Culicidae. The record is from RefSeq and is a predicted model, not a curated record. The transcript has 3 exons. The coding region runs from base 1 to 525 and encodes 174 amino acids.